AUGGAGAAGGAGGAUAGUUCUCAUCACAGAGCAGAAUCUAGCGACAGGAGGAAGAUGAUGCUGUCUAAGGCCACAUGUUUCCUUCAUGAAGUAGAGGAAGCGAAGGCAAGGCGCGAGGAGCUCUCUGCCAGAUCAUUGAAGUUGCAACAAGACCUCUCUGCUGUGAGAAAGAAGACAGAGUCCGUUCAGAAAGAGAUUUCUCAAGCUAAACUAAAGCUUGCUUUCUUGGGAAAGACUGAGUUGCUGGAUGCUGGAGAAGACGUGUACACAUCUUUCUUGCUGACGUACGAUAAGAUAUCCUCGCUCACCAAUGCUAAGGUCUACUUGGAUGCUGUGGAGGCAUUACAUUCCAACUCCCAAGAGGUCAAGUGCACUGGCGUAUGA
Molecule: messenger RNA, 384 nt
Organism: Guillardia theta CCMP2712
Lineage: Eukaryota; Cryptophyceae; Pyrenomonadales; Geminigeraceae
Exons: 7
Coding region: 1-384 (127 amino acids)
Source: RefSeq, a predicted model, not a curated record